AAGAAGAAGACGAAUAGCCAGAUGACCUGCGUGGUUUUAGUAGAUCUAUAAACAGUAUGUGAUACCGUCCUGCCGCCCGUUAAACUACAGUUGCCAAUAGGUGAUGCUUUAGCGAUCAGUGCGAUCUGUGUUGGCAGGGAACAAGCUGUCCGUACAACUGAGCGUGUACUGCGUGCCUGCCCCGAUAGUGGCUACGUGUAAUAUUACGGGAAAAUGGCAGAUAGAAGGAAUGCUAAUGUUCUCAACACCGGUGCAAAUUUACUGUUCAGCGCCGCUCCUGAGUUUAACUUCAAUUUGCCUUUCAUACCAGUGAGUCAGGCCACUGGUCCGGCGGUGUUGUCAGGAGAUGAUUCCACUGAUGUUGGAGAAGAAGACAGCUUUCUAGGCCAGACCUCAGGGAAUGGACCGGCCCCCUCUACAUUCAGCUAUUUCUCCAGCCCUGUAACCAGCAGUGAUCCUUUUGCGUCCAUUGGGCAGUCACCAUGCCCACUGCCACCCCUGUCAGCAGCUCCGACAACAACAGGCCCCGUUUCUUUUCCCAGCAGUGUCAGCAUGGCUCCACCACCAUCCAUAGGCUUACAAAUGAACCCUGCUCCUCCAUCAUUUGGCAGUGCAGUUUACCAGAGUCCUGUGGGACGUCACACUCCUCCACCCACCACAGUGACCCCACCUCCUCCCCAGAUGCAGCCACAGAGUCAUAACCCAUACCGGCACACCCCCACGAGCAGCAGAGCCAGUCCUUAUAUUCCGGCUCCGGAGAUCCUGCCACCAACACACACACCUCAGCAAAAUCCCUAUCCUUUCAGCUCUCCGCCACAAACAUUCCCGCUGUCAGGACCCACGUUCACAAAGCCGCCUCCCACUCAAGCACCUCCACCUCUAUCCACCACUGCUGGACCGAUAGUUCCCAUGGGCCCCAUGAUGCCGAUGAACUUCAAUGUCUACGAACCCGUUCAGCCUCACUGGUUCUACUGCAAGCAAGUGGAGUCAAAGAGCGUCUGGCUUCCUUUCAGCAUCAUUGACUCCCUUCAUCUAGACGAGACGUAUAACUCAGUUCAACCAGACCCAGAAAAUGUGAUUGUACGCACAGAUGGAGGACGUUACGAUGUGCAGCUCUAUGACCGCGUGCGGACUGCGGUGUACUGGGAGGAGGAGGCUACAGAGGUCCGGCGCUGCAGCUGGUUCUACAAAGGGGAUAUGGAUAGCCGCUUUGUCCCCUACUCUGAGGAGUUUAGUAACCAGCUGGAGGCAGAAUAUAAGAAAGCUGUGUCGACCAACCAGUGGCACCGUAGACUAGAGUUCCCAUCAGGAGAAACCAUUGUAAUGCACAAUCCAAAGGUGAUUGUGCAGUUUCAGCCAUCCUCCAUGCCAGAUGAGUGGGGCACAACUCAGGAUGGGCAGACAAGGCCCAGAGUGGUGAAAAGAGGGAUUGAUGAUGACCAUGAUGAAGUGCCUGAUGGUGAGUCCUCUAAGGUGGAUCAUCUUGUGUUCAUGGUUCAUGGGAUCGGUCCUGUGUGUGACCUGAGGUUUAGGAGCGUGGUCGAGUGUGUGGACGACUUCCGCAAUGUGUCACUCAAGCUGUUGCUCAGUCACUUUAAGAAAUCACUGGACGAGCACGCCAUAGGCCGGGUGGAAUUCCUCCCUGUCCAGUGGCACACGGCUCUGCAUGGAGACGCCACAGGGGUGGACAGGAGGAUAAAGAAGAUCACCUUGCCGAGCACUGGGCGUUUACGUCACUUUACAAAUGAGACUUUGUUAGACGUGCUUUUCUACAACAGUCCCACUUACUGCCAGACCAUCAUGGACGCAGUUGCUUUAGAGAUUAACAGACUUUAUGCCCUCUUCAUGAAGAGAAACCCAGACUACAGAGGAUGCAUAUCACUGGCUGGACACAGUUUAGGUUCCCUGAUUCUCUUUGACCUGCUGUCAAAUCAGAAGAAUGGCUCUGCUCCACUGGCCAUGCCAAUCAUGCCCACUGCUAAUGGAGACCCCAAACAGGUGGCAGCCACGGUUACACAGGGAAAUAAUGCUGUCACGCCUCCAGCUGUGGAAGAGGAGCCCAAAGAAGAUGGAGAGGAGUUUGAGGAUCUUUCUGCUAUGCUGGAACAUCUGGGCCUGUCUGAGUACAAGAGUACUUUUGAUUUGGAGAAGAUUGACAUUGAAUCUUUUCUUAUGUGCACAAUUGAGGAUCUGAAAGAGAUGGGAAUCCCCCUGGGACCCAGGAAAAAGAUUGCCAAGUUUGUCAAAGAAAGAGUGAAUAAGCAGGCUGCACGCCAGGCAGCCCAGGAGCAGAAAGCGGAAGUCAAAGAGGUCAGUCAGGUCAUGGCCUCACCACCAGCAGCUGAAGUUCUCCCUGUUCCUGCUGUCAUCAAGCCUCCAGUGGGCAAUACUGUCUCUUCAAUUCACGUCAACUACAAUUACUUUGAAGUUGGCACUGGACAGGUGUCAGUGGUAUACCACGCUCUGGACUUUGAGCCAGUAAAUUUCUUUGCUUUGGGUUCUCCUAUUGGCAUGUUCUUGACAGUCCGAGGACUGGAGAGGAUUGAAGAGACGUACCAGCUGCCCACGUGCAAGGGAUUCUUCAAUAUUUACCAUCCGUUGGACCCAGUGGCAUACAGGAUUGAGCCCAUGAUAAUACCAGACUUGGAGCUGAAACCCGUUUUGAUCCCUCAUCACAAAGGGAGGAAGAGGCUUCAUCUGGAGCUGAAGGAGAGUCUCUCCAGGAUGGGCUCAGACCUGAAGCAUGGUUUUAUCAGCUCCUUGAAGACCGCCUGGCAGACACUCAACGAGUUUGCCCGUGCUCACACCUCAACUGCUCAGCUUCAGGCUGAGCUUGCCAUCGUGGCCAAUCAGAUCGAAGAGCAGGAGAAGCAAGUGGAAGAAGCACAAAAGAUCCCAGAGAGCCCUGAGCCACAAAAAGAGGAGGAGCCUCAGGUGAAGAUCGGGCUGUUGAAUGGCGGGAAUCGCAUCGACUACGUCUUGCAGGAGAAACCUAUCGAAAGUUUCAAUGAGUACCUGUUUGCCCUCCAGAGUCAUCUCUGCUACUGGCAAUCUGAAGACACGGCUCUGCUACUUCUCAAAGAGAUCUAUAAGACCAUGGGGAUCCAUCCAGAACAGAUAGCACAUUAACGUUGUUUCUGAGAUGAAAGUAAGCCUGUCCAAAAUGUUCACAUUUGGUUUAUUUCAUGCAAGUUCUCCUGGAUUUUUUUCUUUUAUUUUCUGUUUAUGUAGUUGAUUGUAUGCAGAUGAAUAAUACAAUUGUAUUAUUCCAUUUGUCUUAAAUUAAGAAACAUGCAGUUUAGCUAGAAGAUUCAGACACUUGACAAGUUUGAUAUAAAAUUUUUUAUAGUGUAAAUUACAGAACUAGUCAAGUUUACCGAAAAUAUGUAUCAUUGAAUGAAAUGUUAACAGCAGAAAUGACACAGCAGCAGUUAAUGCAGCAUUUUGAAGUUUUAUUUCAUGGCCAAAAGUCCAGAAUAAAUCAUUUCCUUUCACAAGUUGUACUGUAUUGUAUGGUGGUGUACUGCUGAGAGGAAGACAUAGAACACUUCUCCUGCAGGGUGAGGAGUACCAAAAGGUGUAAUAUUUGCAAAAACAUUGGUUAAAAAUAAUUACAGUUCAGGAUUAGAUGCAAGAAUAACCUGCUGUCAUUGUGAGAAAAAUAAAGCACUUCUUAACCUG
Monopterus albus (swamp eel) is the source of this 3681-nucleotide messenger RNA. RefSeq names its product SEC23 interacting protein (gene sec23ip). Lineage: Eukaryota; Metazoa; Chordata; Actinopteri; Synbranchiformes; Synbranchidae. Gene Ontology annotation, cellular component: cytoplasm; COPII-coated ER to Golgi transport vesicle. Gene Ontology annotation, molecular function: metal ion binding; glycerophospholipase activity; protein binding. The transcript is spliced from 18 exons. The record is from RefSeq and is a predicted model, not a curated record. Bases 214 to 3129 code for a protein of 971 amino acids.